This is a messenger RNA of Phytophthora nicotianae INRA-310, 5113 nucleotides long. RefSeq lists its product as hypothetical. Gene Ontology annotation, molecular function: ATP binding; microtubule motor activity; microtubule binding. Bases 13 to 5052 code for a protein of 1679 amino acids. Lineage: Eukaryota; Oomycota; Peronosporomycetes; Peronosporales; Peronosporaceae. The transcript has 6 exons. The record is from RefSeq and is a predicted model, not a curated record. Gene Ontology annotation, biological process: mitotic spindle organization; microtubule-based movement.
CGCCUGGACAACAUGCGCCGCGCGCUGAAGCCUUCACCGGCGUCAACCACAGCGUCCCAGCGCCCCACACCAACCGACUCGGACGAAGAUGAGCGCAGAUCCUCCAGCAGCGCCGAGGGUGCGCGCGUGCAGCCGCUGGAGUCGCAGCUGAAGCCCAGAAAAGACGGCAGCGUCCGUGUUGCUGUGCGGAUUCGGCCCAUGCUGCCACGCGAGCUGGCGCAUAACGCCUCCACGUGUGUGAGCAAGUCCAGAGGGGAGGAGAACGCCAUCGAGUUACACGACGGAGCCACGGGAGAGCGGAAAUUUACAUUCGACCACGUUUUCCCACAGACAGCCACACAAACUGAGCUGUACGAUGCGGCUCUGCAGCCGUGGAUGGUGUCGUUUUUACAGGGUUUUAACGUCACGGUGAUCGCAUACGGCCAGACGGGGUCCGGCAAGACCCACACGAUGGGGAACCACAUGCCGUCUACGUCUUUGCUGUCCAAUAAUUUAUUUGCCAGAUCUCCGUCAACUGGUGACAGCGAUGAGGAGUCUGUAGACACUGUGGACAGCGACGAAGGCCUGAUCCCCAGGUUUCUCCAUCAGUUAUUCGCAAAACUCAACGAUUCGGGAAGCAAAUUUCAGCUGUCGGUGUCGUUUCUCGAGAUUUAUGGAGAAGAUAUUCACGAUUUACUGGAUUCUGGAUCAAAUCGACGCUCGGAUCCACUGCAGUUGAGAGAGAACAAGAAGAACGGUGUGUGGGUGCAAGGACUGACAGAAGUGCGAGUGUCUAAUAGACAGGAAGCCAUGGAACAGAUGCGGAGAGGAUCGAUGCAGCGAAUCACGGCCAGUACUCAGAUGAAUGAGCGAUCGAGUCGCUCGCACGCUGUGUACACUGUCAAGAUCGUCCAGAGAGUGUCCGAGCAGGAGUCCAGGACGAGCUCUUCUGUGUCUAACAACCAGAAUAUGGAGAGUGUGAGGAAACACAUGAUCAAGACUGCGGUUGGGUCGACUGGUGAAGACUUGGGUCUUGAGUCUACAGAAUCCGACGCAGUGAUUGUGUCAAAGCUUACGUUUGUGGAUCUAGCAGGCAGUGAACGGUUGAAAAAGACGCACGCAGAAGGUGAGCGGAUGAAGGAGGGUAUUCAGAUCAACGUGGGUCUGUUUGCUCUAGGCAAUGUCAUCAACGCACUGGGCGAUGAGAAGCGUCGAGCAGCUUCACAUGGGCAUGUUCCCUACAGGUCUUCCAAGCUAACUCGAUUGCUGCAAGAUGCACUCGGCGGUAACAGCAGGACACUCUUCAUUGCGUGUGUAUCUCCAGCAGAUUCGAACGCGAACGAGACGUUAAAUACGCUUCAAUACGCCAACAGAGCUAAGAACAUCCAGAACAAGGCCGUAAAGAACAUUGACAGUCGCUCGGCCGAAUUGGUGAGCUUAAAGGCUUUCAACCAGCUGCUCUGUCGCGAACUCGUCAAGGCGAUUUUGGCUGAAGACGGUGACGUGGAUCAUAUAGUGGAAACAUGCAUGACGAACCCAAAGGUGUUAGCGUUUCUGAACAGCAUCGAGCAGGUCUCGGCGUCAGCAGAUUUGGAGUCCUCGAGCGACGAGCGUUUGUUCGAGACGCGGCGUCUGGUGGGUGGCCUUACCACUUAUCUGCAUGAACUGGUACCGAAUGGCGGAUGCCGACGCCCUGCAUCGCUGGCGAGUUCGAAUGAAGAAAAAGUCGAUAACAUGCAGCCACAAGAUGAUACUUUGGACUUUAUCAGUGACAGCAGCUCAUCGGUGGCUAUUAUGGAGGAGCAAAGACUUGAUACGGACGGAGCCUUCGAGAGGCCAUAUCCACUGAGCAAGCUGUGUCGCACGUUGGAGAUCAUGAAUGCUGCGUUCGAAAUGCAAGAAAUUCAACACGUUGAAAGGCGCCAGAAAGAAUCGGUCAGUGCCAAAAUCGCCAACUUGGAGACGCGGUAUCACCGGCAAGAGCUGUUACGCACUGGACUGUCGAGUAUGAUAGAGAGGAUGCGAACGUGGCUGUCGUCAGGUGCAUCGAGCCAAGUUUCAAGUGGAAUAACAACGGUCGAACGCAAUUUGGAAGCAGCAGUAGAGAAGUUGGAGCUGAUGGAUAUCGAGAUGGAGGACAUGCAGCGCAAGAAAGUGACGUUGAUGUCUGAAUUGGAGGCGGAAAUUACGCGUUGCCAGAAUGAGUGGAAGCUGAAACAAACCCAGAUUGAGCGAAUGAGGGAGACUCCAGAAGAAGCAACCACAAACGGACUAAACGUGUUGACUCGCAGGACCGAAAUUAAGGUCCGCUUUGACGGCUACGAUUUAGACGAUAUUUCAGAGUUCCUCAAGGAUGAAGAGAAAGAGAUGGCCGCCUUUAUUGACGAAGAUGACGCAGCAAUAUCGUUGAUGACGCCUCUGUUCUUGAAAGAAGAGUUGUCUUCGUUGCAAGCACGUGAGAUUCUAGCGAUGAUUCAGGAUCAGCUUAAGAUCGCAUUUGACAAAGAAGCUCUUGAGGCAUCGAUGAACAAGGAGCUACGUAAACGAGCGCAGUUGUUCCGGAACAUCACGAGUGGGCUGAUGGCGUGUAAGCGUGGAGAGAUGACGGAGCAAGAGUUCAUGGAGAAGAAUGAACAAGAUCUGAGAGACUGUGAGGACAGCAUCUCUCAGCUUCGUGAUGCGAUGCGUGCCAAGCGCGAUCAACGAGCCUCCAUGAUGGAGAUAUUGGACUCGAUCAAGUCUCUAGAUGUGGCGAAGGACGUGAUAAAACGCCUUAUCGUGGAGAAUUAUUCGCAAUGGAGAAUGUACAUGGCAUGUGAUGAAGAAGAGGAGUUGAGGAAGCAGCGAGAAGCCGAGGAAGCUCUGAACCAAAACCUUGCAAAGAUGAAGAGUGAUAUGGACAAGAAGGUGGAGACGCUCGAAGAGAAGUACACAAAGGACGUACAGUGCGCGAUGCAGAUGGUGACGAGUUUUAACGACGCUAUCGGGUCAAAUAAGCAUCCUCAAAAAGCAGAGGUAGUCAGCAAUGUAGCAGCCCUGGAAGAGCGAGAAAGGAUGCUUGUCGGUCAAUUGGCGGAACAGGAGGGUCAAAUGGCGGCAAUGCGCGCAGAGUUGGAACGCUUCCAAUCGUCUGCGAAGAGCAUGGAGAUGAAGGAGGAAUCCUUCCGCUUGAUGAACAGAUGCCAGGAGAUUUGGAAAGAAUUGGGCCUUAACGAAGAAGACCAGGCCACCAAGUUCCAGGACAUCAACGAACUCUUAGUACGAAAGUGUUCCGAAGAGCUCGAAGGACUCGAAGCUGCGCGAGAGAAGCUUCAAGCUCGUAUCGACGACACUUACCGUGUUGUCAGUCGGAUGGAAUCCGUCCUUCGUGUGGUCGACCGCGUGGAUAUGCAGUCACUACCAUCCAUAGCAGGAUCAACGCUGCUGGAGCAAGAGAAGUAUUUAUUAACGCUACAGAAGCGUCUGUCGGGUGAUCUAUGGCAACGGAUGAAUGCUCGUAUUCGAGUCUCCGAAGGAAUUCGAGAGCUAGCAGCUGGUCUCCAAGUCAGAUCAAUUGAGGAUUUCUACCAUGUUUCUCGAGACGAAGUUGGUCACUUCAACGCGGACUAUGAACAUUUAUCGGAUGCAGAACUGGUUGUAUGGAAACGUUUUCAGAAGAAUAAGGACGAUGCAGACACGCUUGACCAAGUUUUGGAUCGUUUAGGCGAUGGAGACAGCAUUUCCAGCUCCUCUGUGCAGCGGGAUGAACUUGUGCUUAACGCGUUGCUGAAAGAGAAGACCAAGCGGAUCGCAGAGCUGGAACAGGCGUUGGAAGCUGUCAGGACCGUGGCUAGGAACACGCAGUUAUCUCACGACGAUGUCGUGUCUGUGAUCGCUACGUUACGCGAAGCCGAGGAGGCUGAGGUGGAUGCCAACGGAACGGACGUGUUUGGGGAGCUUUGUGCUUGGAUUCUUCAGACAGGAGGCCAGCUUGAUGUCAGUAAGAAAGGACUGGAGACUCUCGCUAAGGUGUUGAGAGGAUUUGAAGAGAUCCAAGCAGGACGGUCGAACGCGAUCGAGUUUCUUCAUAGAACUCGAGAAGAAGCGACGAUGUUGACACAGGACGUAAGUGUUGGUGACGUGAAUGAAGCUUCAACACAACAUUGCGCGUUCUCGCUUCCUCCGAUUCCGGAAGUUCUGCAACGUAAUGGGAGCUUUAUGGACACUCUUGCUGUUGGCAAAGACAUGUUGGUUAGUCUAAGUAAGCCUGUGGAACGUUUGCUGCGCAGUUUGUUCUACUCGAUGAACGACGACUUUGCAGCCUUUGACAUCGACACUGAGGAGCAACGCGUGAGUUUCUUCUUGGGCUCAAACGACGAAGGACAGGAGGCGCGUCGUGCUAUUCUAGAUAAGUACGCGGUGCUUUCAUCUUGUGAGAAUGCAUUGAAGGAUGAGGAGAAAGAGACCCCGCCAGUCCCGACAAGCUGCAAUGACUCGUUCCUGUCCAGACUCGACCCUGCGUUCAAGACGUUCCAUUGGGUCUACUCCGUGUCGUUCGGGGAGCUCCAAUUGCAGAAACUUCGCGACUCAAUUGCAGACAUGGACGAAGUUAAACGCACAGUGACAAGCACACAGAAUCGACUGCGAUCUCUGCAGAAAAUCAUGAAGAUCUUUAACAAAAUCAACGAAUUCAAGGCCAAGAUCGCGGAGUUUGAGACCAGCGCCAGUCAGAAGGAGCGUCUAUUUGGCAACUCCCUCAGACUCCUAGAAGAAGAGCGCUUCCGCAAGAUGGCAGCUAAACACUAUCCCAAUCUCCUCGCCUCACUACGUAAGGAGGUUACAAGGUGGCUCGACAAUGAAGACGGAGAGUACGACCUCGGCGUUCUCGGUGAAGACCUUAAGAAUUUGCUGCUGGAUAUGAUGAACACCGACACAGGCCUCAUGCAUCUGGACUUGGGGACUGUACGACGCCAUUCGAAGCCUUUGACGCCCAACUCCAGCAGCUCCAACCUCCAAGCGACCGCCAAUAGUCAACGCUCUGCCACUCCUGCUCGUGCUCGAACCCAGUCAAUGAAUAACCGGAAGUCUCACUAGCGAUAUGACAGAUAUAUGAGUUGCAUAACAGCAUAGAGAUAAAGAGUAUUUAAAACCAAGC